Messenger RNA from Zonotrichia leucophrys gambelii, 2849 nucleotides. It is a transcript of the gene FN3K, whose product is annotated as fructosamine 3 kinase. The record is from RefSeq and is a predicted model, not a curated record. Lineage: Eukaryota; Metazoa; Chordata; Aves; Passeriformes; Passerellidae. The transcript has 6 exons. Bases 65 to 1000 code for a protein of 311 amino acids. Gene Ontology annotation, biological process: fructosamine metabolic process.
GACCCAGACCUUUAAUCCUGUUUCGCAGCAGGUUUAGCAGAGGAGCGGCUGCAGCAGCCUGGAAAUGACCAUGGAGAAGAUCCUGAAGGCAGAACUGAACACCAACCUGCUGAAGGCACUGGGGAGCUCCGGGGGAGGAUGCAUCAGCCAAGGCCAAACGUAUGAGACAGACAGAGGACGGGUAUUUGUGAAAAUCAACCACAAACCUCAGGCUAGAAAAAUGUUUGAAGGGGAAAUGGCAAGUUUGGAAGCCAUUCAGAAAACCAACAUUGUGAGAGUGCCUCAGCCCAUCAAAGUGAUUGACCUGCCAGGAGGAGGAGCCAUGUUUGCCAUGGAGUACCUAAAGAUGAAGCACCUCAACAAAUACUCUUCAAAGCUGGGAGAGCAGAUAGCAGAGCUUCAUCUUCAUAACCAGAAGCUUGGAGAGAAGCUGAAGGCUGAGGGGAGCACAAUUGGAAAAGGAGCUGGUCACUCUGAGGCCCAGUUUGUGGAUAAGUUUGGAUUCCACACAGCCACUUGCUGUGGUUACAUCCCGCAGGUGAAUGAGUGGCAGAGUGACUGGCCAUCCUUCUUCAUCCGCCACCGGCUCCAGGCUCAGCUGGAUUUGAUUGAAAAGGAUUAUGGAGACAGAGAAGCCAGAGAGCUCUGGUCCCAGCUGAAACCAAAGAUUCCUGAAAUGUUCUGUGAUGUGGAAAUUGUUCCUGCUCUCCUGCACGGGGACCUGUGGGCAGGGAAUGUGGCUGAGGACGACUCUGGGCCGAUCAUAUUUGACCCUGCCUGCUUCUAUGGCCACUCAGAGUUUGAGCUGGCCAUUGCUGGCAUGUUUGGGGGCUUCAGCAGCUCUUUUUUCUCUGCCUAUCACAGUAAAAUACCCAAAGCUCCAGGGUUUGAGAAACGGAACAAGUUGUAUCAGCUCUUUAAUUACAUCAACCACUGGAACCAUUUUGGGACAGGGUACAGGGGCUCUACCCUAAACAUGAUGAGGAAACUUCUGAAGUAACCAGGUAAUCUGAGAAAUUCUGACACAGUCCCCUAGGAAUGAGCAGCCCCUGCUCAUCCCAAGUACCAAAAACUCAGAAUUGGUGGUAAAACACCUGAUAUGGGGAAGGUUUAAUGCACUUUGAGCCUCACUAACUAAAAGCAAUUGUGUAAUCUUUAACUUGGGCACUGGUUUCCCUGCACAGAUUCCUCCCUGCUGGAGGAAAGGGCUGCACUGUUUGUCAAGGCUCCAGUGGCCUGGAAAGCAGCACAGCCAGCCUGCCCUUGCUGCUCUCUCACCUCUGUGCUCUGCUCCCACAGCUGCUCCACAGCAGCAUCUUCCCAGCCCUGCUCCUGCUCCAGCUGCAGUUCGGUGUGGGGAGCUGCACUUGUGGGACAGUGCUGCUGGAAGCAAGUUCUUGUGUCUGCCCUUGUUAGUUCUGGGUUGGUUUUCUGUCUGUUCCCCCACCCUUUCUCCAUGGUCUUCUGUUUUCCCUUCCCUUCCCUUCCCUUCCCUUCCCUUCCCUUCCCUUCCCUUCCCUUCCCUUCCCUUCCCUUCCCUUCCCUUCCCUUCCCUCCUUCCCUUCCCUUCCUUCCCUUCCCUUCCUCCUUCCCUUCCCUUCCCUUCCCUUCCCUUCCCUUCCCUUCCCUUCCCUUCCCUUCCCUUCCCUUCCCCCUGUCAAAUGUCCUAAUCCAAAAUUUCAGUCAGAUUCUGUGAAUCUGAAAACAUUCUCUGUUUAAUUUAAUGAGCAGACAAGGCCCUUUGGCUGCAUUUGGCAAACAGAUGUAAUUAAUAAUAUUUCUAAUAUUUAUUUUAAUUUAAUGUAAUUUACUCACAUUCAUUUUUUCCCUUGCUAGAAGAACUGAAAUUCCAGUGGUAUUUUCUAGAAGGAUAUUUAGUUCCUUGGUAAUUAACUGUACAGUCAGAAGUAGGUUAUUACCACUCAAAGUUGAUAAUAGGAUUUCAUCAUUUUAGUGUGAUAUUUGUGUGUUGUACUACAAUAGUAACAUAUUUAAAUAAUUUUGUAAAAACACAGCAAAAUGUGGGAGGGAGGUGGCUGGGUGAGAGGAAGCACCUGUGGCUGCUGGGUUGGUUGGUGCUUGAUGUAUUUUCAAUUUUAGAAAAUGAGUGCAGUGGGCAAAGCUGGUCUGUUGUGCCACCACUGGGUUAUGGAAGGAAUAUCAAAAUGUCAAAUCUGAUGGAUUUGUAAGGGGUUUUAUUGUUCCUUACUGCUUUAUUUUUACAGAAAACACAGGCAGUGGGAAUUUGGGGAGAAAAGUGUUCAGCAAAGACACUGGUGCACAAUCUGAGCUAGGGUACAUUAGUGACUCUGGGGGAUUUUAGUGGAAGUAGCAAGAAGAGCAAAAGUAAGUGCAGUCCCAUAAAUAUGAAUUAGAAGAUUUGGGUAAGAAUGACCUGAGUAUUCACACUUCAGAUGGUUGGCAUGACUAAUACAAAAAUAUUACAUUCAAAAUUGCUCAGAUAUACUUAGACUUUCCUUAACUUUAAAUGGUUGUGCUAUAAAGAUUUAAUUAAGUUUAAAAUUUGAUGUUGUAAUUGGUUUUAAACAAUGCACUUUGCUCUCUGUAAAUAUGAUACAAAUAUUGAAAAAUUUUUGCUUCCUUUGAAUCGGGGGAAUCUGUCACGGUUGGUUAUAAAACUUAACAGAACUAAAAGAGUGGAAAAGAACUAAAACAGUGGAAAAUUGGAGCAGUAGAAUUUGGGAUUGUAGCUGAUGGCUGGAAGAUCUAGGUCUGAUCCAAGUGCACUGGUGUUUAUGGAUAUGAACAAACCAACCUGUAUCACACUGGGAACUACUUGUGAACUUAAAUUUCUUCUCAAAUAAAACACUUGCCUUGCAGAAACCCUG